Messenger RNA from Hibiscus syriacus, 1613 nucleotides. RefSeq lists its product as uncharacterized. The coding region runs from base 229 to 1260 and encodes 343 amino acids. The transcript has 8 exons. Lineage: Eukaryota; Viridiplantae; Streptophyta; Magnoliopsida; Malvales; Malvaceae. Gene Ontology annotation, cellular component: membrane. The record is from RefSeq and is a predicted model, not a curated record.
UUUGGAUUUGGUCUGCUUCUUCUCUGGUUUUGUUUUUCAUUUCUUCGUCUUCUUCUUAAACUUGUCUCACACGUGGCUUGUCAUGUCAUUUCUGCUGUUCAUGGGUAAAAGAUCAUUCUUUGAAGCUCUUAUCUCAUAAAAGAAUUUGAACACAAUAAACCAUCUUUCAAAGUAUUUAUUUAGUACCCCAAACAACAAAACAGAGAAUCAAUCGGCCGCUGAGUUACCAUGAGAUGUUUAACAGGAGCAGGAGAUUCUUGGCAACCAGCAAUGACUGCCAAUACAACCACCCCAGGCUACUGGUUCAGCUGGAGGGUCUUGCUUUGUGUCCUUUGGGUCUUAUUCACUGCGAUUUUUUCCUUGGUUCUGAUAUGGAAAUAUGAAGGUCUCCGUAAACCGAAUCACGAUGGCGAAGAAACUCAGAAAGAUACGGCGGGAUCUCUUCAUGAAGAUGAGACUUGGAGGCCAUGUUUAAAAGGGAUUCACCCUGCUUGGUUGAUGGCUUUCAGGCUUGUUGCUUUCUUCGUGCUUUUGGUAUUGCUAAUAGUCACCGCUUUUGUUGAUGGAGGCAGCAUUUUCUACUAUUAUACUCAGUGGACUUUCACACUAAUUACAGUUUAUUUCGGGCUCGGAUCACUUCUCUCCAUGCGUGGAUGUUACCGAUACCACAAAAGGGUAAGUGGUGACAAGGUUGAUAAUGUAGAGUUAGAUGCAGAGCAAGGGAGCAAUGCCGGUGCUGCAUCUGGAGAAACGUCUAACAAUGCAGAGAAAAUCGUUAACUCGGAGGGGCAUUUUGUUCGCCAACGUGCAGGCACUUGGGGUUAUGUCUUUCAAAUAAUUUUCCAGAUGAAUGCAGGUGCCGUUUUGCUGACGGAUUGUGUUUUUUGGUUCAUAAUUGUCCCCUUCCUUGCCAUUAAGGAUUGCAACCUUAGUAUUCUUGCUGUUAACAUGCAUACUAUCAAUGCUGUUUUCCUGCUUGGUGAUACUGUUUUGAACUGCUUGAACUUCCCCUGUUUUCGGAUCGCAUACUUCUUCCUAUGGACAUUGACAUAUGUUAUAUUCCAGUGGAUCGUUCAUGCUUGUGUGAAUAUCUGGUGGCCAUACCCAUUUCUUGAUUUGUCAUCAUCAUAUGCUCCCUUAUGGUACUUUUCGGUAGCAUUGCUGCAUUUCCUAUGCUAUGGUGCCUUUGCUUUGGUGAUAAAGCUGAAGCACCAUGUGUUUUCAAGAUGGUUCCCUGAGUCCUACCAGUGUCAGAGGUAACUUGGCUGAGAAUUUGAGUCGAAGAAGGUUUUGAAGAAACAUGUAAUUUCCCCCCACACAGAAGAGACAUUCAAUAGAGAGCUUGAGAUGUCAGAUAUAACAUAUUGAAACACUGGAUUGUUGCGUAAAAAAACAAAACAAAAUGACAAGAGUUGAUACAUAAGUAGGUAGAGUUUUGGAGGAUACAUAAUUGCUUAGCAAAAGCAAGAAGAUCCUCUUGUUUAUUCAACAAGUAGCUUUACGCUGUAACUACAGACAAUUCAGGAAUAACCCCAUACAAGGCUAUUGUUCCUCUCAUCAAUUUUACCCUGCUCCCUAUAUGCACAUUCAAUACAAUGUAUUUUAUUUUUUGC